This is a messenger RNA of Actinia tenebrosa (Australian red waratah sea anemone), 1038 nucleotides long. RefSeq lists its product as uncharacterized. The record is from RefSeq and is a predicted model, not a curated record. Lineage: Eukaryota; Metazoa; Cnidaria; Anthozoa; Actiniaria; Actiniidae.
CAUCCAUUAACCAUCUACGCCGUGCUGAAAGAUGUUCAAAAGAACACUGAGGAAUUGAAGGAGAUGGAAGAACUGAAAGAAGGCUUGAAUUUCCAAGUCAAGACAGUGGAAGAGCCGAAGAAGGAAAAUAAAGAAUUAAAAGUAAAAGUGACGGAGCUCAAGAACUUAGAUGUAUGCACAACAAAUCUCAAAACAGCACAAAAUAACGAACAUGAUCUGUAUAUAUGGUGUGUUGGUGGGGAUGUAGAAGAAGAUGACAUCGACAUUGAGCAUCGUCUCAGAUUUAAGAUCAAAGGAAUCACACCGAUCAUAGUAAGGUUUAAGUCUCAUAACAUUAAAACAGCGUUCAACUGACAUCAAGACAGGGCACAGGGCGUAUAUAAGSCCGAAACACAAUACAUUUACACGUAAAUAUGAAAACAAUAUACAAUACAUCUAUUAUGAUAGUAUGAGAGUACUUUGCGUAAAGUUCAUGAGACUUAAUUAACCUACUGACUAUAUGACAGCCUAUCAGUUUGAUAAAUGUGGAUACCAAGAUUUGCAAUAGAGCACUUUCAAGUAGAAUGGCAACAAUGAUACGAAACAAUCGAGAAAUUAAAGGGUUUAGUAUUCUGGAAAAUCUGGUUAAAAUCAUACUAUUUGCUGUUGAUACAAUUUUUUUCUUGAAAGACCGGGACUCUUUUACGAAAGUACUUGAAACACUAAGRAUUUUUUCCAGCUAUUCUUCUCUUAGCAUAAAUAUGCGCAGAGAAAUCGGAAAUAGGAUGGAUUAGUCCACAAACGCCCCUAGAUAAUAGUGCUUUGCUGGAAAUUCCUCAGAUGCAGCAGCAAUUGAACUGGGUUAAUGUCCAUGASACUGGAAUAAAAAUUUUGAGAAUUCUUGUAUGCGAAAGUUUCUUUACAAAUAUAAUUUUGAAAAGAACUUUGAAAAGUGUAAGACCAYCCUUGCUAUCUGGAAGUCGAUAACAUUAACUCUAAUAGGAAAAAUUCAGGUGAUUAACUCUCUAGGCUUAUCGAAAUUGUAUCAUAUUUGUUCGA